CCUGAAAUCACCAUGGAGUCGCAUUCUGAGGAGCAACACACAAGCGGCCAUGACCACCACAGGCGCAAAGCUUCCAACUCGGAACUUAUGUCCAGUGCCAAGGUGGUGGCUGAGGCUGCCAAAUACGGCCUCCAUCAGGAGAUGAACAAGAUUGACAAAGGAAAAGUCGCCGGCGCCGCUGCUGAUCUGAUUGAUGCCGCCUCCUAUUACGGCAAACUAGAAGAAGAAAAGGGAUUGGGAAAGUAUAUGGAGAAGGGCGAGCAGUACCUUCAUCAGUACCACUCCACCCAUUCCUCCACCACUACCCAUUCAACAGCAACGCCAACCCACACCACUUCCACCACCACCACCACUACUUCACACUCACAUUCAAGUGGGAGCGGUGGUGGGUAUGAGGAUUACAUCAACAUGGCUCAGGGUUUCUUCAAGAAGCACUGAUUUCU
Molecule: messenger RNA, 443 nt
Organism: Telopea speciosissima
Lineage: Eukaryota; Viridiplantae; Streptophyta; Magnoliopsida; Proteales; Proteaceae
Product: nodulin-related protein 1-like
Exons: 2
Coding region: 13-438 (141 amino acids)
Biological process (GO): regulation of abscisic acid biosynthetic process; response to heat
Source: RefSeq, a predicted model, not a curated record